AUGGAAAAAGAAAAUUAAUAGUUAGCUGUUGGAGUGCCAUUGGUGGUAUGGGGAGCAUCAAUAACUCUAAGUAAUUGGAUUGAUGAAAAUUUUGAGAGAUUACCAACUAAUAUAUCGAAUUGCCUAGAACUUGGUAGUGGAACUGGACUUUUAGGAAUAUAUACACUUAAAAGAAUCUUUAGUAACUAUCCUGAAACAGAGACUAGUAUUCAUAUGACCUUCACUGAUAUGGAAUAAUCUUCCUUAGAAUUGAUUGAGAAAAACAUGGAUUUAAAUAAAAUAAGCAAACUUAAUGGGAAAGCAUCUUAUUUCAAAUGGGGAGAUUUCACAAACGAAUUCACUGACUCUGAUUAAUACGAUUUAAUUGUUGGAUCAGAUAUUAUUUAUAGUGAUAGAAUUCUUGAACCUUUAGCAUAAUCUAUAUCUCAUCUCCUUAAGAAAGGGGGAUUAGCACUUAUAGCAAAUAACAGUAUAAGAUAUGAUAUUUAAGCAAUCGAGUUCGAGAGGCAGCUAGCACUUAAAAAUUUAAUUAUUGAGGAAAAGGUCAAUAUCAAGGAUAAUUUCGCGUUUUUGGAAAAUUAUGAGAAGUUCCCAAGAUUGCUCAGAGCUAUUUAGAGAUACACACCAUUUUUCAGCAAUGGAAUAGAUCAACCUAGAUGUGAAGCAGCAUUUGUUAAUCCAAUACUAAAAGCUCAAAUGGGUUGUGGUUAUAUUUCAAUUAUUGAUAGUUCUUUAAAAGUAUUUAGCUGGGGAGAUAAUUACGCUGGAUAACUUGGUCUUGGUGAUGAUAUUCAUAGAGAUUCUCCUGUUUUGGUUGACACUUUGAGCGAUCAUCGAAUUGUAGAUAUGUCCUUAGGAUUCUAGCAUUGCCUGUAUCUAAAUGAUAUUGGAGAAGUUUUUGGGAUUGGCAGAAAUAAUAGAUUCUAGCUAGGUAGAUAAAAGGAUUCAAACAAUCAAAAUCAGGAAAUAUUUGAUAAAUAUCAGGGUGCAGUCAAGCUUGAUUACUUCAUUGAACCUAUAGUAUAAAUUGGAGCAGGCAAAUUUCACUCAGUAUUUUUGACUGUUGGAUUUAAUAAGUACGGAUAAUGCGGGAUAUCAAAUUCCCUUUUUAUGCAUUCUGAGGAUCCAGUAGAAAUAUUCACAGAUAAUCUAAGAAUAAAGGAGAUUUCAGUAGGAUCACAUCACACAUUAAUUUUAUCUGAAGACAAUAGACUUUAUGGUUUCGGAGCUCGAAAGAAUGAUGGAAGAGAGGAAUAAUGCAGUAUAGUUGAGAUUAAAUUACCAACUGAUAAGAAAAUUGUCAAGUUUAAGGCUUCAAAUCUCAGAAAUUAUAUUAUCACAGAAGACAAUUAAGUGUGGUUUUGGGGAGGCUAUAUAUAUUAGAACUAUUAAAAGUUGUGCAUUGAUGAUUUUAAUCUGCUAAAUGAAGAGGAAGGUAUACCGAAGGGUAAAAAGAUUAUAGAUUAUGGGCUUGGAUUUGCUCAUGAUACUGUUUUAAUAGAAGAGGAUGAACCUAAGAUAAAGAUUUAAUUAGUUAUUGAUGAGUAAAGUAUUUGA
Molecule: messenger RNA, 1557 nt
Organism: Stylonychia lemnae
Lineage: Eukaryota; Ciliophora; Spirotrichea; Sporadotrichida; Oxytrichidae
Source: the annotation of a GenBank genome assembly